Phymastichus coffea is the source of this 7117-nucleotide messenger RNA. RefSeq names its product protein phosphatase Slingshot-like (gene ssh). Gene Ontology annotation, molecular function: actin binding; protein tyrosine/serine/threonine phosphatase activity. The transcript has 11 exons. The record is from RefSeq and is a predicted model, not a curated record. Gene Ontology annotation, biological process: protein dephosphorylation; negative regulation of actin filament polymerization; actin cytoskeleton organization. Lineage: Eukaryota; Metazoa; Arthropoda; Insecta; Hymenoptera; Eulophidae. Bases 284 to 3973 code for a protein of 1229 amino acids. Gene Ontology annotation, cellular component: cytoplasm.
UGGCCGCCCGGAGCGUGAUGCCGUUUGUUGUGCGCGAAAAAUAAUAUGGCACCGUCGUCCCGGUCCAGCUCCUGACCCAUCGUCGCGUUUCUAAAUCCGCGUAUCCGCGAGUGAACGAUCCGUGCGAAAAAAAAAUUAUCGGUGUGCUCAUGUUUUUUUGUUGACGUCCUCGUUAUCGUCAGCAAAACUCCGUACUCCUGCUGCUGCUACUGCUGCUGUUGCUGCUGCUGUUGCUGCUACUGCUGACUAUCUUUUAGGAUUUAUUGUAUUUUAGUGAGAAGCGAUGGCCCUGGUCACAGUGCAACGCUCACCCAGUGUCUCCAGCUCGCCACAAAGCUCGGAUUCCGGUGCGGGUGGGCCAGUAGACGACGACGAAGCAUCUCGAACGUGUGUCAAAAGCCUAAGCGAAUGUUACUUCGCGGGGAAAGGCGCGGCAUUGGUGCUGCCACCGAACGAGCGUGCUCGACCAUCAAGGCGCGUCUCGGCAGCCGGCUGCGACAUCCAACAACAUCUACAGUCCAUGUUCUACCUGCUUCGACCCGAAGAGACCCUCAAAAUGGCUGUGAAGCUGGAGUCGGUGCACCCAGGACGAACGCGUUACCUCGUGGUGGUAUCGUGCACGGGACGCCAGGACGCCGAGGAAAGUUGUCUGCUGGGCAUCGAUUGCAACGAGCGCGCAACCGUUGGCCUGGUACUGCGAGUACUCGCCGACACGGCCAUCACGCUCGACGGCGAUGGUGGCUUCAGCGUCAGCGUCUGCGGCUGUCAGCACAUCUUUAAGCCUGUCUCCGUUCAAGCAAUGUGGUCGGCGCUGCAGACGUUGCACAAGGUAUCGAGCAAAGCGCGCGAGCACAACUACUUCCUCGGUGGACUGUCGCACGAUUGGGUGAGCUACUAUGAGCAAAGGAUCGAGAGCGAUCGCUCGUGCCUUAACGAGUGGCACGCGAUGGACAACCUCGAGUCCCGAAGGCCGCCAUCCCCUGACAGCGUGCGAAAUAAACCAAGAGAAAGAGCCGAGACGGAGCAAGUGAUUCGUUCGACGCUGAAAGAGAUAAUGAUGUCGGUGGAUCUUGAUGAGGUCACAUCAAAAUACAUAAGGACGCGGCUUGAAGAAGACCUGGACAUGGAUCUUGGCGAAUUCAAGCCCUUCAUUGACCAGGAGAUGCUUACCAUUCUUGGCCAAAUGGAUGCGCCCACCGAGAUAUUUGACCACGUUUAUCUCGGCAGCGAGUGGAAUGCCAGUAAUUUAGAGGAAUUACAAAAGAACGGUGUGAGACAUAUACUGAACGUCACACGGGAGAUCGACAAUUUCUUCCCGGGCAUGUUCAACUACCUGAACGUGCGGGUAUACGACGACGAGAAAACGGACCUGCUGAAGCACUGGGACGAUACGUUCAAGUACAUAACCAAAGCUAAGAAGGAGGGCUCGAAGGUGCUCGUGCACUGCAAGAUGGGCGUUUCGCGCUCGGCUUCGGUGGUCAUUGCUUACGCGAUGAAGGCCUACAAUUGGGACUUCUCGCAGGCACUCAGCCACGUGAAAAACAAGCGCAACUGCAUCAAGCCCAACAGCAGCUUCCUGCUGCAACUGGAGACCUAUCAAGGCAUACUCGACGCCAUGAAGAACAAGGAGAAGCUGCAGAGGUCCAAGUCCGACACCAACCUGAAAUCGCCGACGGGCAAGGAGUGCGCCAAGAAGGAGGAGAAGGCGGGCGAUCGGGUCGACGAUACGGAUGACAGUGUGAUCGAGCAGUCGGGCGCCGAGCUCAAGAAGAUUGGGCAGCGGCCCAAAAGCUGGUCGCCCAACGUCCAGAUUACCGAGGACGUUCUUCCGACAGCUCCACUAUCGCAGUCCCUGGAGAGCAUCGACAAAUCAGCAAAUCCCGAGGUGACUCGCGAAGAGCUGCUGCGCGGCUCCAACCCGAAGCCCAGUGGACUCGAGCAGCAAGAGUCACGUAACGUGCUGAUGCCCUGCGACAACGGUCAGUCGUACAGCGUCUCGCAAAAUCAAGUUGUCCACUUGCCCGGUCCGGACACCACCUCCAAAAUCAACAGCAGCAACAGCAACAGCAACAGCAGUAACAACAAAACCUCGUGCAGGCACACGCGUGGAAGUCAAGGACAGAAACGCAAAGGACUCGUGUUGAAUCUCACCAAUCAAUUUGAGGCAGCUAGCAGUAAGCCAUCCUCGCCGAGUAGUUCGGACGGUGAAGGCAGUAGUGGGAAGUCGUCGCAGCAACAAGGAGUUAGUCCUAUCGUUGAAAAUGGGCACGCGGACUCCACGACUGAGCUGAACGACAAUCAACAGGAAGGUAACAAUGGCAAUUAUCUAGUCUGGACCGCAUCGGCAGAGGUCAAGUGUAUCUACACGAACGGUCGCGUGGGUUUUGAGCAGCAAGCGCAAGUCGAAGACGAUUCGACGACGGUAGCGCGCAAACUAAAGAGGGAAGGUGACCCGUUCAGUGCGCAACUGGAUCGAGUGUUCGAUCGCGAGGAGCAACACGAGCCACAGCAGCAGACGGUCAGAGAGUCACCGAGCAGGCAAAGCUCGUGGAGCAGCUAUGACAGCGCUGUCGUCAUGGACAAUAACUCGAUGCAUAGUUCGUGGGCUACCUUGCCCUCGCGCAACAGUUCCUGGGGCUCUUACGACAUGCGGCCCAGCGACUCGCUCGGUUCUAGUGGACUCUUCCCGUACGAUAAGGAGGAAAUCCCUUGGCAUCCCGGCACCGUCAAGCGCACCAAGCAAAAACUCGAAGAAAGCUCGACCACGGGCACGUCAAAAAGGGUUUGUACGCAGACAUCCGAGCCGACGCCGGCCGAAGAGAAAAUCACCGAGCGACUUGCAUCGGCCGAAACCGAACUCGACAACCCCACAGAGCCAUUCAAUUCAGUUCUACUGCACUUCACCUCCUCGCCCACUCCUCGACGAAGAGACCUUCCGUCGCCGGUCAGCGAACGUCGAAUCAACGUUGCAAGUGACUCGCACGGCACUUCAAGCGCGGCGGCGCCGAUUGACAUCUCGCCAGCCUCGUCACACCAGACGAGCUGCAGCAGACUGUCGACCAGCGCGCCAGCACCUUCGGCCUUGUCUCCCGACGCCGAGCUCACUCCAGUUAGUUUGCGUAGCUGCAAAUCCGAGAGCGAAACUUCGAGUCCGUGUGUGGUCAACACCCCUCAGUGCCCGUCGGUCAAGCAUCACAAAAUGGUCCUGGAAAAUCUCUGCAACAAGCCUAUAUUUAGCAAACGCUCGCCAGCUAAUUUGACUGCUCCAGUAAUGAUCGACGACUCACCCGAAUCGGAAGCUCCUCUGCGCAAUACGCACGGUAUCGUGAAGAAUCUCAAAAAGGAAUUCGAGGCCAAGUCAUCGAGCAAACUAGAGAAAAGUCCGGAUGCUAGCAGUCUUGAUGAAAGUUGCUCGCUGCGCCAAAAGAAGGACGUCAAGAUUCGCAGUUUGCCCUCGUCGCCGGUGAUCCCGCAUAACGAGACCAAGAUCCAAGCAUGCGAAUCACGCUCUUCGGCCUUCGUCAAACGAAGCAGCGAGCCUCCCUCGGGCAGCAGCGCCGAGGAUUUGUCGGUCAGAGUCCUCGUGGGCAAGUACGAGGUAGCCAAGCCCGAGAUCAAGCGAACGCCUGAGGUUCAACUCCGCACCCCUCAUCAUCAUCAUCAUCAUCACCAUCAUCGUCACCAUCACCAUCACAACAAAGACCAUCCGGUAGAACAUCCGCCUGCGAAGGCCAAGAUUGCACCAGAUCUGGCACGUCGCUCGGCACCAAUGAUCAUCAAUCACCACUCGGCAUCGUUGUACGACACCGAAGCUCCAGGAAGGCCACCGUCGGUGCCGUCGGCUAGCCAAGUGGUUGCCAGCGUCGUCGCCAAAGCAGCGAGCAAGAAACAGCAGCAGCAUGGCCGUACUCAUCCGCUCGCCAGGCUGCAGGUCAGGCCGAGGCAUAGCAGUCCCGUUUACAAUACCAUGUGAAUGGUCGUGCUGACCUAGUGAUAUAUAUAUAUAUAAUAAGUUUACUAUGUAUAUGUACGUGUAGUUGAGUCGGGAGCUAUUCGAAAAAAAAUUGUGUGAUCUCUCUAUCUCCUCGAUAAUGCAUAUAAGACUAAGUUAUUUUAACGGACGUUUAUCGUGUUUAGAUUUACUGUGCGAAGCGACGAUGUCUUGCGGAUUUUUCUUUUUUGUUUCAAAAUGGACACUUGUCUCUUGCGGUCUGUUUUUAAACGAAUUAUUCUUUUUUCUCCGGUAAUGAUUUUAAAAUCGCUGAGUCGUUUUCUUCUGUUGUAUUGAUUUAACCAAAGUCAAAUGUUUAUGUAUUAGUGAUUUUUAGAAGUGAAGUAUGUUUCAAAUCGAUGAAAAAAUGUUUAUAUUUUUUUUGUAAAUUAACUCUUUUUUUAACAACGUUCGUUAAUAUCGACAAGACAAAUAAAUUUCUUUAAAUAUUGCCAAUUUAAUCAGUGACUGUUGAUUACGCUCACAUCAAUUUUUAAUAUACAUUUUUGAAAGGCUGGAUUGUGUGUAGAAAUGUUUUAAAAAGAAUUUUAAAAUGAAGAAUCGUUACUUCCAUAUUGAGUCUAAUUUAAUUCUGUUUGUUGAUAAAACUGUACUAUUGUGAAAAAGAAAGAUUUUAUAUAAACAAUUUUUUAUGUAAUCUAUGCCUUUCACGUAUAGAUUGAAAAUAAUUUCUAGUUAACUAUUUUCAUGCCAAAAUAUGUUACCUUGCCAUUUUACUGACUUAUACAAUGGCAAUCUAAUUGCAAAAAAAUACAAAUAAUUCUUCAAUAAAAGCUAAAUAUGUCGAUCAAAUUUGCAAUGAUUUGUAAAGCACUGCUCUUCAAAUUGCUGAUGAGUUGUUUAUAAUUUAUUCUAAGUAAUUUUGUGGCCCGUCAAGAUGGUCAAAUAUUAUAGACAGUUUGCUUAAACGAUGAAGAAUUUAAGUGAAUGUAAGUACAUCGAGUGAAUUAAUACAUUAUUAAUUCCUAAAUUUAUAAUUUUUUGGCAAAAAAACAAACAAAAGCUGUAUGGGAAUGUGAAUAGGGAAAUGCGAUAAGUGAAUUACGAUCGAUCAAAGAAUAAUGUGAGUACUCAGUCAGGCUGUGAAUGUAAAUGUUUGAGCCUCACAACGCUGAUUUGUGUUUAUCUUUGAUUGGCAUGGAAUGAGAAAAAUCACACGGAGCGUUGAAUAUGAAAGAUAAAUGCGUCCGCGAUGUUCACUACACAUCAUUGACACAUUUAACUAUACUACUAGAUAUUUAUAGUGAGUAAUGUGAUUAUAGCAAACUAAGCGCCUGAGAAAGUGCUUCAAACUUGUGUGUAUUUGUACGUGACCUAACGCAAAAUAACGUUUUCAAAUAUACGCAAAAAUAAAAAAAAAACGUCAAGACUAUAAAAGUCAUAAAAAUCGCUCGAAUUUUAAUUCAAUACCAAGUAAUAGUAAACGAACUUUUAAUUGAGUAAUUCAAAAUUCUAUUGUAAAUUUGAAAAUUUGUUUUUUAUAUUAAAUAUAAUUAAAAUCUGUUAUCAAAAAAGUAAUACUUUUAUUACACGCAAAUAAAUGAUUUAUGACAUUACUUGAAAGCUAACGUUGAAUUUGAUCUGAAGCGGAUUCGAGCGAUUUUUAUUAAAAAAUUACCCAGUCUCUAUCUGUAAUAGUUUUGUUAAAAAUAUCACGCUAAAUUUUGUAAUGUCACUAUUAUAGUUUUAUUAUAAUUAACGUUUGAACAAUUGAAAAUUGUGUAUGAGUGAAUGUUAGGAUUGCUUUUAGAGCUGGCGAUGCAAUUUCUCAUUUAGUAAUGCCUCGUCAGAAUUAUCUCGUGAUUCUCGAAAGCCAAAAGUACAAGUCUUUAACAUGAAAACAAAAUUGGAGGGUGCUUAUUGCUCAUUAAAAAAAGUGAAUAAAAAUAAGUUUUUCUACUAUAUAUCAUCGGAGAUAUUUUUUCAAGACAUAUCAUUACCGUCAUUGUAUCGUUCUCAGGCAUUUUACAUAAGUAGAUAAUGGGCUUUGAACAUUCGAUGUCGAGCAUAAAAAAAGUUUUCCUGGUUCAUUAGUACCUUGUAUCAUUUAUAUGAUCACGUUCUAUAAAUACAGGAUUAAUGAUUAAUACAUAAAUAUUAUAAGAUGCAAAUCUAUUAAAAAAUAAAAAAUUCUAUUGUCAGAUUUAUUUGAACGUUCAUGAUCGAUGUGCACUGUUUGCUUAUGCUGAAAGCCUGUCCCUAUCAUCAUUAUUCAAUAUAUAUGACAUAAUUUUCGUGCGUGUAAAAAGCUUUAAUACGCGUCGGUAUAACACUUUUAUUUCGAGAAAAAAACUGAUUAAAGAUUUAUAGAUAUUUUCAAAGUAAAAUCGUAAGGUAAAACGCCGAAUCGAUGACCAAUUUUUUAUUAUAGCUCGCCUGGUGAUUUUCACUACGUGCCCAAUAAAUCGAGCACAUUUAACGACGACUAAAUAUAUUUUAUUAUUGCGUGACAUUUCCGACAAAUAGAGGAUAAUAAAUGAUGUCAAAGUGACGAGUGACAAGUAACCUAUAAUUAGAAACUUGAUUGGUUAAAUUAGAAAGUUGUUAAUAAGAAAUAACAUUUCGUUUCUCUUUUCGAGCCGUAGUUUUGAGAAUAUCUGAUCAUCGUUGCUUAGAGAUUAAAUACGUAUCUACUUACUCGUUUAUAAGACUGUACGCGAUGUGAAAAAAAAAAACACUUUCAUGAAAGUGUUUAUUCUCCUUCGCCAACGACGAGGCUCUGGUUUUUUCAUUGCACAACGUUCACAAAAAUGCGCACUGUCAGGAGGCAAAGAAAAGACCGAAUCUUGUAUUUUUUGAAACCGGAACAUGUAAAAUAUAAUGUCUAGCGGAGAUGCGUAUGAAUGUACUCUGUUCUUGAUUACCAAGCGAUUAGUUGCUAGUAAUUCAAGCAAGUUCGUUUAAUUGAAAAUUGAUGUGCUCUUUUUUAGUGAUUCUCCACUUUCCUCUCCAUGUCACUUCUGCUUACGUGUGUACGUGUCUUGAACGCGAAGAGAAGCUGCUGUCAUGAGCAAGAAUACAACGUCUUUAUACAAAGAAGAAUAAUGCGUUGUUUCUGUAUAAAUUUUGUACCAUAGUUUGUAUUAAAUAAAAUUGUUUAUUGCU